Molecule: messenger RNA, 1776 nt
Organism: Caenorhabditis briggsae
Lineage: Eukaryota; Metazoa; Nematoda; Chromadorea; Rhabditida; Rhabditidae
Exons: 13
Coding region: 1-1776 (591 amino acids)
Biological process (GO): transmembrane transport; heme export
Cellular component (GO): membrane
Molecular function (GO): heme transmembrane transporter activity; heme binding
Source: RefSeq, a predicted model, not a curated record
AUGAGUGAAAUCGGUGGAGCAAUCAAGAAUUUCAUUUUGAAAGGGCCGGUUAGAACUGUACCAAUAAAACCAUCUAUCCCUUCUACAAGUCCUCAAAGUGCAUGGACAAGCAUAGAAUCAGGCUCCGCCCACUUAUCGCGUGCUUCUACUUCUUCCAUUUCCCCUUCGACAUCUGCAGAAUCUGAAACAGAAGAGACACUUCCCACCUCUUUGAGAGCACGCGGCUCAAGCUCCGCCCACUCUUGCUCGGCGGCGACAACGAGCCAGGGCAAUCGUCAGAGUAAAGAGAAAGAUCCGUCGACUGGUUUCCAAAAAAUGGGAUCCACUGAAAAUGGAGGCACCAAUGGGUGCUCGAAUGGUCAACAUGUUUUAUUGAUGGAAAAACAAGAGAAAAUCGAGCCGAAAGUCUUUGCGAAACGUUGGGUGAUCCUCAUUAUUUUUAUGUUCUUAUCCGGAUCAAAUGGUGCUCAAUGGAUACAGUACUCCAUUAUUGCUAACAUUAUCUCCGAAUAUUAUAAUGUUUCAUUCCAAGCUGUCGAUUGGACUUCUAUGAUUUAUAUGCUCACAUACAUUUUCUUCUUCAUUCCAGCUGCAUGGCUUCUCGAUAAAUGGGGACUUCGUCUUUCUGUUCUUCUCGGAGCACUGGGAAAUUGCAUUGGAGCAUGGAUCAAACUCAUGUCAACACAUCCAGAUUCCUUCUGGGUGACAUUCGUCGGGCAAACAAUCGUCGGAGCAUCUCAAAUGUUCACAUUAGGAAUUCCACCCCGAUUGGCAGCUGUCUGGUUUGGACCUGAUGAAGUUUCUCGUGCUUGUGCUCUUGGAGUUUUCGGAAAUCAAUUGGGGAUUGCUGUUGGAUUUGUGUUGCCUCCAAUGAUUGUUUCGAAUGGAACUGUACAACACAUCACUUAUGACUUGAAUACUCUUUUCCUGGGAUCUGCUGUCUUGAAUACUAUCAUUCUGGCAUUGGUUGUUUGCUUUUUCACCGCCCGUCCAUCAGUUCCACCAAGUCUCGCCCAAGUGAAUGCUCUUGAAGAGAAGACGUUCGAUAACAACUUCUGGGGAACUCUAAGAAAAUUGAUGACUUCUCGCGACUUUGUCAUUUUAUUCAUUACCUACGGAAUCAACACUGGAGUCUUCUAUGCCAUCUCUACACUUCUUUCUCAAAUGGUUUUGAGCGUAUAUCCGAAUGAAACCGUAGCAGUCGGUCAAGUUGGUCUAGUGAUUGUUGUUGCUGGAAUGGCAGGAUCUGUUGUCGGAGGAUUCAUUUUGGACAAAUUCAAAAAGUUCAAAUUGACCACAAUCAUGAUUUAUCUUUUCUCUUUCAUUGGAAUGCUCUCUUUCACUCUCACUAUUGAUUUGGAUUCUAUGGUUAUAGUUUUCAUCAAUGCUGCUCUCUUAGGAUUCUUCAUGACUGGAUACUUGCCAAUUGGAUUUGAAUUUGCCGCCGAAAUCACGUACCCAGCAGCUGAAGGGACCACAAGUGGUCUUUUGAAUGCAAGUGCACAGAUAUUCGGAAUCGCCCUCACAUGGCUCAUGGGAAUUGUGAUGCACAGUUUUGGAACACUCACCAGUAAUAUCAUAAUGAGUACUUGUCUGAUUGUGGGAACUGUUCUUACAUGUUUCAUUAGAGAAGAUCUGAAACGCCAAAAAGCUCAUUCAGUGCAAUGCCAGAUUCCAGUAAGCUAUUCCUCCCCUUUUUCAACUAGAAUUACUCGUUUUCAGACAUCCGAAACUCAACUGACAAGCUGUACAAUUCAACAAAACGAGCACUUUUAA